GCCCACGACCGCUUCCCCUCCUCCUCGCCCCCACCCGCCCCCCAAUUCCAACGCGACCGCGGAACCCUAGCCCCCUUCCCCUCCGGUCUCCCGCGCGCCGCGGGCACAACGAGCCCCUCUCCCUGCCACCGCCACCGGCAUGGCCUCCCCGGAGGGCUCCACGUGGGUCUUGGACUGCCCCCUCAUGGACGACCUGUCGGCCGCCGACUUCGCUGACGCCGCCGCGGGAGGAUUCUACUGGGCGCCCCCGCCGAUGCAGCCUCAGCCGCAGGCCGCCGCCGCGGCGGCGCCUCCCAACCCCUGCAGUGCGGAAAUCAAUAGCUCUGUGGAUUGUCGCCAGGGAAAUGAACAGCCAACAAAUAAACGUCCUAGGUCAGAAAGUGGUGCUCAACCAAGCACCAAAGCAUGCAGAGAGAAAAUUAGAAGGGAUAAGCUGAACGAAAGGUUCUUGGAAUUGGGUGCCAUCUUAGAGCCAGGGAAGACACCUAAAAUGGACAGGUCAGCUAUAUUGAAUGAUGCUAUCCGCAUUGUAUCUGAAUUGCGUAGUGAAGCACAAAACUUGAAGGAUUCAAAUGAGAGUCUCCAAGAGAAGAUCAAAGAGCUGAAGGCUGAGAAGAAUGAGCUGCGGGACGAGAAGCAAAGGCUGAAGGCAGAGAAAGAGAGCCUGGAGCAGCAGAUAAAGUUCCUGAACGCCCGUCUAAGCCUCGUACCGCACCCUCCGGUCAUCCCAGCCUCUGCGUUCACCGUUCCUCAAGGGCCAGCAGCCGGGCACAAGCUGAUGAUGCCUAUGAUUGGCUACCCUGGAUUCCCGAUGUGGCAAUUCAUGCCGCCUUCUGAUGUCGAUACAUCUGAUGACCCCAAGUCAUGCCCUCCUGUUGCAUAAGCAAGGAAAAGCUUGUUAGUUGUCUGUCUUGUGGAAAGAGGCGAUACUGCCCUCCAUUCAAGCCUAGUUUGGUCCAGUCCCCAGUGUUAUUGAUGUAGUUGACUCCAGAACUAAGGGAAGCUUAUAUGUAUCAGCCGGUGACGUAGGGUGAUCUGAUGGCACCGUUGUAUAUUAUAUAGUAAAUAAAUACCGUGACUUGAAGCAAAUGAGGUUUAGAUGUCGGAGAGUUCGUACCUUGUUUGCCAUUAGACCCGUGAUUAGGCUGUAAUUAGGUUGUAGCAAUGUUUGGUCCAUCUUGGACCGAGCUGUGGUCUCAUGUUCCUUACAUGUGGAAGCAGCAUGGAUGCGCAUUACAUGAUACAAGCUGUGUUGGGUAUAACGUGAUCACAUCUUUACCAA
This is a messenger RNA of Phragmites australis (common reed), 1282 nucleotides long. Its product is annotated as transcription factor ILR3-like. NCBI's taxonomy places the organism in Eukaryota, Viridiplantae, Streptophyta, Magnoliopsida, Poales, Poaceae. The record is from RefSeq and is a predicted model, not a curated record. Bases 140 to 883 code for a protein of 247 amino acids. The transcript is spliced from 5 exons. Gene Ontology annotation, molecular function: DNA-binding transcription factor activity; protein dimerization activity. Gene Ontology annotation, biological process: regulation of DNA-templated transcription; intracellular iron ion homeostasis.